CAGUGGAGGUCAAAGUCGACAGGAGAACCCGGUAGCUCUUGCCGUCAACGCCAGCAGACGCCAUGACGCGCCCAACGCCAGCGGACGCCAUGACGCGCCCAGCAUGGAGCGUUGUGGUGUUAAACGCCCCAAGCGACGAAGCAGAGAUGUUUCUGGAGACGUUCAAGCGCUACACCGUGGCAAGAAGCAACGCUGUUCCCUGCACGAUAUGCAUGCAUGUUGAGCCGCAUCUAAUGCGAUACCGCAUUUUGGAGUGUGGAUCACCAGCAUGCACGCGUGCGUUUCCGGGUCUGACGUGUUCAUGGAGGGGUCGGACGCUCAAGUGUUUGAAGACCGAUGAGAUCUCAAUCUUCGAGUGCUCAAGUCAUGUGAGCCCGGUCCGAGACCCACGCCAAGAAUCCCUGACCGCUGCUCAGAAGGUGUACAUUCGUGAGAUGAGCGCGUUGCGAAUGAAGCCAGCCCAAAUCCGCAACUCCAUGACCAGGAAGUUCAACCUCGCGGUUAAGGAUCUACCUUCACUCGCAAAAGUCCAGAACUUCGCGAACUACUACAAGAAGAAGAAGCUGCUGAACAACGACUGCUACGACGAUGUGGUGGCCUACAUCCGUGAACACGCGUUUACUGGAGCAGAGAGCGAGACUCAAAACUUUUGUGUUUGGAGCGCGAUCUGAUGCCAAUGGC
Molecule: messenger RNA, 681 nt
Organism: Phytophthora sojae
Lineage: Eukaryota; Oomycota; Peronosporomycetes; Peronosporales; Peronosporaceae
Exons: 1
Coding region: 63-671 (202 amino acids)
Source: RefSeq, a predicted model, not a curated record